This is a messenger RNA of Aspergillus affinis, 1398 nucleotides long. RefSeq names its product synembryn. Gene Ontology annotation, biological process: G protein-coupled receptor signaling pathway. The record is from RefSeq and is a predicted model, not a curated record. Lineage: Eukaryota; Fungi; Ascomycota; Eurotiomycetes; Eurotiales; Aspergillaceae. Gene Ontology annotation, molecular function: guanyl-nucleotide exchange factor activity; G-protein alpha-subunit binding. Bases 1 to 1398 code for a protein of 465 amino acids. Gene Ontology annotation, cellular component: cytoplasm. The transcript is spliced from 7 exons.
AUGGAGGUCCGGGCACUUCAAGGCUCCGAGAAGCUGCAACAAGUAACGGAGCUCUUCGGCCUGCUCGAAAAGGACUUGAAGGACAAGUCCCUCACCUCUUCUCAUCGGGUGCAAGUACUUUUGCAGUUGAGACUCCACGGCACUAAUCCGGAUAAUGCCGGCGCUAUAUAUUCAAAAAAGGGGAUGGAGGUCUUGGCCAAGUAUGGGGUUGACGGUGAGACUGUAGAUGUACGGCGCGCUGCGCUGCGCUGCGUCGCAAAUGCGCUGCUGUUAGAUCCAAACAUGCGGCAACUUUUUGUCGAUACGGGUCACGGUGGUAAACUUGCAGAGAUGCUCAAGACCGAGUCAUCUGAAGAUGAAAUGGUAACCAGCCGCAUACUGUUUCUCUCCACCUAUGACACUACAAUGGACUUUGAGAAACUCAUAAACAAUCAUUCUCUGGGAGAUAAUGUCAAUUAUCAAAUCUUCCGUCAUUCCAAGCAGUUUCCCAAAUCCGGAAAAAAGCAUCUCUCGCAAAUGGAUGAGCUGGCUCUAAUCGACACCUUGAAGCUCAUUUUCAAUGUUUCAAAGCUGUAUCCGGACCUUGCUGCGGCCUUCACCCCUUCAAUUCCCUACAUCUUCAAGACCAUCAGCCGUAUAGACAUCCCUCCAAACCCCUUGGACGGUCUACUCGGCUACCUCCUCAACUGUCUGUCAACUCUCGACCUGGAGAACAAGAAGGGCAAACCUUUUGAGAGCAGUCCUUUGUUUCCGACUUUCAACCAAAACUGCAACGUUGACAAACUGAUCAACAUCCUGGACCAAGCAACAUCUCUAUACAGCCCUAGUGACCUCGAAACCAAGGCCAUCCCACUCCUCCACUCCUUGAUCACCAUCUACGACCUUGCACCGGACGGACCCCGUAAAUAUAUGGAAUGGCUACUCUUGCCUGAGGAAAGCGAUCGGAGCCGGCCUAUCGGACAAUCCGAUACACUCUCAUCCAAAUUGCUCAAGCUCUCUACCGCUCCCUACGCCAAUUUGAAAACUGCUAUUUGCGAGCUCAUGUUCACGCUUUCUGGAAAGAAUGCCGAAAACCUUACUAAAAACAUCGGGUAUGGAUUUGCGGCAGGUCUGCUGGCAUCUCGCGGCAUGGAAAUCCCACAGACAGCAGGGGAAGCAUUUGCCGCUGAAGAUGCAUUCGAUCCGGCACUCAACCCCAUCACUGGACAGAGGUGGGAUGCAGAAAAGCAGGAUACGGGCCCGCCCAUGACGAAGGAGGAGAAGGAACGAGAAGCAGAAAGAUUGUUCGUUCUAUUUGAAAGGGCCAAGGCCAACGGUAUCCUUAACGUUGAGAAUCCAGUUACGCAAGCUUUACAUGAAGGGAGACUGCAAGAACUGUCGGACUCAGAUAGUGAUUAG